AUGUCUUCAACCUCUCCUAUUCUGGCGCAGCCAACACCACAUUUCUCCAUAAACGCCGACAAGAACCAAUACCGGCGGCCGGAAAAUCUCACACUACUUAUUGAAAAUUGCAGAUCCAUCAAGCGUUUAACUCAAAUCCACGCAUUCCUCAUCCGCCGUGGCCUGGAAACCGAAACCAUCCUGAAUUUCAAGCUCCUCAAAUCAUAUUCAUCUUUGGGACAUGUCCAAAACUCUCUCUCAAUCUUCAACGCCACGGGAAACCCAAAUGUCUACUCCUAUACAGCAAUAAUCCACGGCCACGCCACAUACGGCCUCCACGAACGAGCCCUUCGCUUUUACUCGCAAAUGUUUACGGAGAAAGUAGAGCCCAACGCGUUCACUCUGUCCGCUGUCUUAAAGGCCAGCGCGUUGGAGACCGGAAAAUCUCUUCAUUGCCAUGCUUACAAGCUUGGGGUAGAGUCGAACAAUUACGUCCGGACCGGACUUGUUGAUGUUUAUGCAAGGGGCGGAGAUGUUGCGUCUGCCCGUAAGGUGUUCGAGACAAUGCCUGAAAAGAAUAUGAUUUCCUCGACAGCAAUGAUCACCGGUUACGCGAAGAAUGGGGAUAUCGACGAGGCAAGAAAGUUGUUUGACUCAAUGGACGAGAGGGACGUCGUGAGCUGGACCGUGAUUAUUGGCGGGUAUGCUCAGCACGGGAGUCCUAAUGAGGCUUUGACGCUUUUCAGAAAGAUGAUGAGAUCAGGAUUGAGGCCGAAUGAAGCAACUAUGUUGGCUGUUCUCACCGCUUGUGGUCAAGUGGGUGCACUUGAGUCGGGCAGGUGGGCCCACUCCUACCUUGCCCAUAGCAAAACCUGUACAAUUGAUGCUCGGGUUGGAUCGGCCUUAAUCGACAUGUACGGGAAAUGUGGGAGUUUGGAGGACGCGCUUUCGGUGUUUGAUGGGAUUAGAGAUAAGGAUGUGGUUGUGUACAAUGCCAUGAUCGGGGCUUAUGCAAUUCACGGGCUUAGUGGGGACGCUUUGAACCUGUUUCGGGAAAUGAGGGAAAGCGGCCUCCCACCGACUGACAUCACAUUCAUCGGUGUUCUUAGCUCGUGCGCUCAUGCGGGGGCCGUCUCGGACGCAUGGACUAUCUUCGAUUCAAUGGAGAAGGAAUACGGGAUGAAGCCAAAAGUCGAGCAUUAUGGGUGCAUGGUGAACCUUCUGGGCCGGGCUGGGAGACUGGACGAGGCUUACCGGCUUGCCACGAGUAUAGCCGAACUGGGUGACCCCGUCCUCUGGGGGACGCUGCUCGAUGCGUGCAGGCUCCACAAAAAUGUUGGUCUUGGCGAGAAAAUAUUCGAGCACCUCGUUGAGUGUGGGCAGGCGGAGUCGGGGGCCCACGUGCUCCUAUCCAACAUCUAUGCCGGGUCAGGAGACUGGUGUGGGGUUUCGAGAAUGAGGGCCCGGAUGAAGGAGUGUGGAGUCCGCAAGGAGCCGGGUUGCAGCUCGAUCGAGGUCGACAAUGAGGUGCAUGAGUUUCUUGCAGGGGACGUGAAACACCCGAGGGCUAAAGAGAUCUACGGCAUGCUCGGAAAAAUGAGCGGUUGGGUAAAGGAGAGGGGAUACACGGCCCAGACGGAAGGGGUUCUGCACGACAUUGGGGAGUGGGAGAAGGAGCGGUCGCUUGAGGUUCACAGUGAGAAGUUGGCGCUUGCAUUCGGGCUCAUUAGCACGGGCCCUGGGACCACGGUCAAGAUUGUGAAGAAUCUGCGGGUUUGUGUGGAUUGCCAUGAGGUUAUCAAGAGAGUUUCAGGGAUUACGGGGAGGAAGAUAGUUAUGAGGGACCGGACCCGGUUUCAUCAUUUUGUGGGUGGGGUGUGUUCUUGUGGGGACUACUGGUGA
Molecule: messenger RNA, 1881 nt
Organism: Striga hermonthica
Lineage: Eukaryota; Viridiplantae; Streptophyta; Magnoliopsida; Lamiales; Orobanchaceae
Source: the annotation of a GenBank genome assembly